UUUGCUCUUGUUGGAACUUCUGCUGCUAAAAUCCCAACCAGAUCAGCAACUGCAACAUCAUGAGCAAGGAUACAAACUCUCUCUCUGUCAGAAGUAAAAGUGCAUCGGAAGAAACACUGUACCAUCAAAAUGAAGAAGAAAUGGCUCUCCAAGGAACGGACCAGUAUCGUGUUAGGAGGUUAUCCUGUCGUAACCUUCAGCUUCCUCCUUUGGCAUUUAGACAGCUGGAGCAGUUAGACUGGGAGAAAAAAGCUGAUCCAGAGAUGGUGCAGAGGCCCACCAACCUUCCACUGAGAACUCUUCCUCUCAUUGCUAUUACUGCUGCGGACACUGUCAGUUUCGACGUAGACAAUGGCACCUCAUCGGGACGGAGUCCCUUGGAUCCCAUGACAAGCCCUGGAUCAGGGCUAAUUCUCCAGGCAAAUUUUGUUCACAGUCAACGCAGAGAAUCCUUUCUCUACCGAUCAGAUAGCGACUAUGAUCUGUCGCCAAAGUCUAUGUCCAGGAACUCCUCUAUUGCCAGUGAUAUACAUGGAGAUGACUUGAUUGUGACACCGUUUGCUCAGGUGCUUGCCAGUUUACGUACUGUACGGAACAAUUUUGCUGCAUUAACCAACCUUCCGGAUCGAGCACCUAGCAAACGGUCACCAAUGUGUAAUCAACCAUCUAUCAACAAAGCAACCAUAACAGAGGAGGCCUACCAAAAACUGGCCAGCGAGACCCUGGAGGAGCUGGACUGGUGCCUGGACCAGCUGGAAACCUUGCAGACCAGGCACUCCGUCAGUGAAAUGGCCUCGAAUAAGUUUAAAAGAAUGCUCAAUCGAGAGCUAACCCACUUAUCUGAAAUGAGCCGAUCAGGCAAUCAAGUCUCUGAAUAUAUAUCCAACACAUUUUUAGACAAGCAGCAUGAAGUGGAAAUCCCAUCUCCAACACAGAAAGAAAAAGAGAAAAAGAAACGGCCUAUGUCUCAAAUCAGUGGAGUAAAAAAGUUGAUGCACAGUUCCAGCUUAACAAAUUCUAGCAUCCCCAAAUUUGGAGUCAAAACAGAUCAAGAAGAUAUUUUAUCCAAGGAGCUGGAAGAUGUAAAUAAAUGGGGCCUCCAAGUGUUUAAAAUAGCCGAAUUAUCUGGGAACCGACCUUUGACAGUUGUCAUGUAUACAAUCUUUCAGGAACGGGAUUUGCUAAAAACGUUUAAAAUUCCACCAGACAUGUUAAUAACCUACUUGAUGACGCUGGAGGAUCAUUAUCAUGCAGAUGUGGCAUAUCACAACAAUAUACAUGCUGCUGAUGUUGUACAGUCAACACAUGUGCUUUUGUCAACCCCAGCUUUGGAGGCUGUUUUCACAGACUUGGAGAUUCUAGCUGCUAUUUUUGCCAGUGCAAUACAUGAUGUUGACCAUCCUGGGGUUUCAAACCAAUUUCUUAUCAACACAAACUCUGAACUUGCCUUGAUGUAUAAUGAUUCAUCAGUCCUAGAAAACCAUCAUCUAGCUGUUGGCUUCAAAUUAUUGCAGGAGGAGAAUUGUGACAUUUUCCAGAACUUGACAAAAAAGCAGAAGCAAUCAUUGAGGAAGAUGGUCAUUGACAUUGUCCUUGCCACAGAUAUGUCUAAGCAUAUGAAUCUAUUGGCCGAUUUGAAAACAAUGGUUGAAACCAAGAAAGUGACUAGCUCUGGAGUUCUACUUCUCGAUAACUAUUCAGACAGGAUUCAGGUUCUACAAAAUAUGGUACACUGUGCAGAUCUAAGCAAUCCAACAAAGCCACUCCAGUUAUAUCGGCAAUGGACAGAUAGAAUAAUGGAAGAGUUCUUUCGUCAGGGAGAUCGAGAAAGAGAAAGAGGCAUGGAAAUAAGUCCCAUGUGUGAUAAACACAAUGCAUCUGUAGAAAAAUCACAGGUGGGUUUUAUAGACUAUAUUGUUCACCCUCUCUGGGAGACCUGGGCUGACCUUGUCCACCCAGAUGCCCAAGACAUCUUAGAUACAUUGGAGGACAAUCGUGAAUGGUACCAGAGCACAAUCCCUCAGAGUCCUUCUCCUUCAUCGGAUGACCAAGAGGAAGGUAGACAAGGACAAACUGAAAAAUUUCAGUUUGAACUAACAUUGGAAGAAGAUGGUGAAUCAGACACAGAGAAGGACAGUGGAAGUCAAGUGGAAGAAGAUACCAGCUGCAGUGACACCAAGACUCUUUGCACCCAAGACUCAGAGUCCACAGAAAUUCCACUUGAUGAGCAAGUGGGAGAAGAGGUGGUAGAGGAGGAGGAAGAGGAGAAUCAGUCAGAACCUUGUGUGCUAGAAGAACGGUCUCCUGAUACGUAACAGUGCAUAGCUCUCUCUAUACUCUCUCCUUUUCUGUUUUUAAAAGCUGAAAAUGGUUUCCAAAGUGCAUAUCAUAUGGCACAACCAUGAUCAUGCCUCACUGUCAUCUGCCAGAGUUGUUUGUUGAUCAAAAACUUAGUUCAGCACUCAGGAUUAGUGUGACCAGAAUUGUUCAUCUCCAUGGCACCAGAGAAUGAAGGAAAACAUCUGCAAAGAACAGUUGAAUGAAGAGUUCAGCUUGGCUGAUUUGAUGAGAGACUGACAGCACUCACAGCUGUUUUUCACAAGGAGUAAAGGCUGGUCCAAAGCUAAUGUGAGUGUGUGUGUGAGAUUAUAUGUGUGUUUUGUAUUAGGUUUUAAUUUCAUGAGGAGGCAAUUAAUACCAUACCUUUAAUGAUUAACACCAGAAUCUAAAGAAAGUGACCAGCAAAUGAAUCAAGUUGUCUAGUGGGAAAACAAAUGCACUCAAAUAUGGGGAUACAACAUGAACCAGUAGGAAGAUGAAGCUGUGGAAAUCACAUACUUUUCUAAUUUCAAGUCUUCCUGACACAUGACUGAAAAAGGUGUAGCUCAAUGGUUGCACUGAAGUCUGCAUUUUGUAUCAUAUGUAAAACAGAAAUCUUUUUGUAGAGUUUACUUUUAUUAUUAAAUGUGUUGGGUUAUUAUAUUUAAAAGAAUGCAACACCCUCCGAAUUUCAUCUGCCAGUGGCUUUCUCUUCCUCCCUCUUCUCCUAUCCCCAAAAAAGAGUAACUUGCAAGUUUUCAGUACAUGUAUAUGCUACACUGGAUAAAUUGAAUUUUAUAUUUGUUUGCACUUAGAUUUUCAUAGCAAUUCCUUCAACUGUUAUAAAAUAGCUUUUGUUUUAUAGACCAAUGAUACGUAUAUGAUGCUCUGUUAAUUCUCUCUCACCCAUCCACCUACCUAGUCUCUUAUGGUAGGUAAACACUUUGUUUUCUAUCUUCUUUUUUCUUUGUAAAUGUCCAAAAGCAGCAAUAUAUUAUCUGCUAUGAGCUCUUUGACCUCACAGAUAGCUUAGUCCUGCAGAUCCAAGGUUUAUGGUUGUGGGUUAAUUCCCCUCAACCAAACCAAUUAUUUUUGAAAUCUAGUGGAACACUAGAGUAGCAGUUCCCCAACAUUUGGGUUGCAACAAUUGAGGGGUGGCAGGAAUGUGGACCAUUAGGAUUCAAUCUUCCUAUAGUAGAUGCAUUGGGGUUCAGAAGGUUGAAAUGAAUGACAAUAGUGCAUAGAAACUUGAGAAUGCCCAAAACAAACAUUGGAUACUCAUAAGUAUGAAUAAAUUUGGAUCUGAGGUUUUCAGAUCUAUGGCCAGUAUAAGGGUGACUUUCCUAUUAUAUACACAAAUGUUUUAUUUGCUAACUGAAUAUUUCCUUUUCCACAAGACAGUUUGUUGGCAUGAACAAUAGCAUUGUAGGAGUCUUUUGCCCCAAUGACUUACUAAGACCAACAAAUGCUUUGGUUGGGGGCAUGCGGGCAACUGUCAUUGCACAGUACUUCAGAUUGUAUUUGUGCAAACAGGUCAGGAAUAAAUUGUUUCUAAGGGAUUUUUUUUCCCCGUCAAAAACUUUUUGAGAGGGUUUGUGCUAUUAUGGGAAGUGCACUACUCUACAAAACUGACAGGUUGUUAAGGGGGGGGGGAGUAUUGCAGAGCAAAGUGUAGACUGCCAUCCAUUGUAGAAUUAUAUUAUGGCUGUUAAUUAAAGUGGGAUUUGUGUAUCUAAUUUUAAAUUUGGCUGUAGCUGUAGCAUACAGCUAUAAUUAUGUGUAGGAAAUCUAUGCACAGUAGCAGACAUUAAUGCAGAUUGAAGUCUGUGAGGAUUGAAAAGGGCCAUCCUCACUUGACCUGUGCUGCCUUUCUCUUGCCAGAUUGCAUUAGUAGGCACAUAUUCAUGCUGCUUUAUCAACAUGGUACAUUUCCUUGACCACAUAGAUUGUCUCUCUUUGGUCUACAUUUGCAUAAAACAGCUCCUCACCGUAUGAAAAAGCUUUGCACAGAGUUAUUGUAAUCCCAGUAUUGAAGCAAUUUGGUUGGACUGGGUUUGAAUCAUGAGUCUUUGUUUUGCUGCAAUGAAAACAGAAAUGGGAUUGGAUUGGAUGGAGCCUAAAUUAAUAAGGCUUUAGUCUCAUUGUAAUCAAUGGAACUAUUCCUUCAUUUAUUUAGAAUUAAGACUUGUUUUAUACAUCAAGCUCUUACGGUAAGCACUGAAUAAUGAGGAUUUUAAAAAAAUGUUUUAAUGUGUUGACUCUUUCUUAGUUCUUAAUGCCUUUUGUUAAAAAAAAUACCAGCUAGGGAAAUGAAUGGAAGAAUAUCAUCAAAUUGCUGUUAGCAUGAAUUCAUGGCCUCUCCUUCACUACUUCGACAUUUGUACAGUCCCCAAGAGUGCCUGGAAUUUUAAUGAAAAAAAAGCAAUAUAAAUUCCAAAAAUCUAAAUGGACAUAGAAGGGUAUUUUUUUCUGCACUAAUAGUUUAAUCAAUAAAGAGGAGUGCUCUCUGGCUUGAGCCAGCAAGUUCUGAGGAAAGAACUGUUAAAUACAUAAAUAUCUUCGCUUUUUAACAAGAUUUCCCAAAUGUUAAUUUCAAGGAGGUUUCAUUCAUUGCUGGAUCUUGUUAGAGCGCACACUGUAAGAUUAAACUUUCAAAGAAAAUGGAGACUGUAUUGUGUAAAAAUGCACCCAUACACAUGGACAAUCAAAUGACAGAAAGCGUAAUAAUUUUUAGAGCCAGGGAUUGAAUGCACUGUACAAUCUUUUCUGUUUUCUUUUUAUUUUAUUUUGCCUGAAGUGUGUGAUAGCACACACAUGGCUGAAAAAAAUAUAUUAAAAGGUGACUUUACAUGUGCUCUCUGUUUUUGCCACAAGUAAAAUGCAAAGCAUUGGUACAGUUUUGAAAAGGAGGGUGGGAGAAUGGGGAAAAGGUGAGAAGAAUAUGAGUUUGCAUUUAUACUUUAGCUUGCAAGUUACUGUUCUUGGUAAUGUUGUGUCUGUUCCUUUUGAUUUCUGAUUUCAUGUCAUUGUUUCAAAAAAUGUGAUCAGAUAAUAUAGGUAGAACAAAUCACAUUCAAAAGCUUUUUAAAAAAAAGAACUUGAGAAUGAAAUGAAUUUUACAACAUUGUCAUUUAUUUUACAAUGCAUUUAUUUAUUUUUAUUUGUGCCAUGCAUAUUUUUUUCUCACCAAAUGACCUUACUUGUAAUAAGUCUUGUUUGUCUCUGUUUACAGCUAUGUAUUUAUUGUAAUGUAUAUAAUGUAAUGUUAAUUGUAAAUUAUAAGUUCUUAUUAUAACAUCAUCUUGCCGGGAUGGUGUUGCUAUAUUUGGAAACUCUUGGUGAGAGAAUUAAUAUUGUGUAUACAUACUCCCCUUGUACAUUUUUCCCCUUGUGUAAUAUAUCCUAUAUCACCUUAGAGCUUGUUUAUGGAAGAGUUGAGAAAAACAAUAAAAUACAUAGAUAUAUAAAUUAAAAGCUGCAGGUCUUUGGUCCCAGGGCUGUGCCUUAACCUUAAACAAAAUUUUCUUCUGUUUUGCUGCAUUUGGAAAAAAGGUUGUAGCAAACAUGGGCUGGGCGUAUCUCCAAUAUGCUUUUUUUUUUAAUAGAAGGACUUCAGUUGUGUCCCAUCUAGGAAUGUUCUCUUUUCCACUCUCUAGGAUCCACUGAAGCUGAGUUUUGGGGAGAAGGUUUUUUUUUUUUUAAGGGUAAGAUGGCAAGAGACUGUGCAGCUGAAACUGCCAUCUUGACUCUUUGUGACACCAUGUGGAUGCCCCUGCUGGCAUCUGACCUCCUUUUGAAUAAAUGCCUUCUCUCUAAUGGAAUAUACAUUCCCCUUCAAAGCAUUUCUUGAGGGAUUAUUCACCUUUCUUAGAGAAAGUAAAGGAAAAACAAAUGCUACCAACACUUAAUCAACAAGAAUGAGUAUUAAUCAAUGGCAGCUACUGCUCUCAAGCCCCACUGAAACAAGGCAGUCACUUUCUGUCCAUACCAAGGCAAUUCAUAUAGGCAGAUUAUUUAAUACAGUGGCUCUCCAGAUCAGACCUGUAUUGAUAUUGCACUGUAUACAGGACCUAUUCCCUCCAAUAAGCUUUCAGGUAGCCGAAGCUUACUUCUGUAUGAAUGGAUUUGCAGAAGACUGUCUGUAGCUUUUCUACAUCCUUGAAACACUACCGUUGGUUUUAGACCAGCGUUUCCCAACCUUGGCACUGGCUGGACUUCAACUCCCAGAAUUCUG
Messenger RNA from Thamnophis sirtalis, 6553 nucleotides. The record is from RefSeq and is a predicted model, not a curated record. Lineage: Eukaryota; Metazoa; Chordata; Lepidosauria; Squamata; Natricidae.